Molecule: messenger RNA, 504 nt
Organism: Penicillium macrosclerotiorum
Lineage: Eukaryota; Fungi; Ascomycota; Eurotiomycetes; Eurotiales; Aspergillaceae
Product: DNA-directed RNA polymerase II subunit RPB7
Exons: 3
Coding region: 1-504 (167 amino acids)
Biological process (GO): transcription initiation at RNA polymerase II promoter; positive regulation of translational initiation; positive regulation of nuclear-transcribed mRNA poly(A) tail shortening
Cellular component (GO): RNA polymerase II, core complex; P-body
Molecular function (GO): single-stranded RNA binding; translation initiation factor binding; single-stranded DNA binding
Source: RefSeq, a predicted model, not a curated record
AUGUUUUUCCUCAAAGAAGAGACCAAGGUGCUCAAGCUGCACCCGUCCUAUUUUGGACCCAAUAUGCGGGAGUUUCUUAUUGCCCGUCUCAACGAGGAAGAGGAGGGUCGAUGUACGGGCGACCACUUCGUGAUUUGUGUGAUGGAUAUGGUGGAUAUUGGCGAGGGACGAGUGAUUCCGUCAGACGGACAGGCAGAGUACACGAUUAAGUAUCGAGCGAUUAUCUGGAAGCCAUUCCGUGGCGAGACAGUUGAUGCUAUCGUUACUUCCGUAAAGCCUACUGGCAUCUUCACGUUGGCCGGCCCAUUAUCAGUCUUCAUUGCGCGAAAAAACAUCCCGUCCGAUAUCAAAUGGGAGCCGAAUACCGUGCCCCCCCAGUACACCGAUCACGCGGACCAGGUGAUCGAGAAAGGAACUAGCCUGCGUCUCAAAAUCCUUGGUGUCAAGCCCGACGUGGCUGCCAUCAAUGCCAUUGGCACGAUCAAGGAGGAUUAUCUUGGGUAA